Naumovozyma dairenensis CBS 421 is the source of this 1059-nucleotide messenger RNA. It is a transcript of the gene MFM1, whose product is annotated as Mfm1p. Lineage: Eukaryota; Fungi; Ascomycota; Saccharomycetes; Saccharomycetales; Saccharomycetaceae. The transcript has a single exon. Gene Ontology annotation, biological process: mitochondrial magnesium ion transmembrane transport. Gene Ontology annotation, cellular component: mitochondrial inner membrane. The coding region runs from base 1 to 1059 and encodes 352 amino acids. The record is from RefSeq and is a predicted model, not a curated record. Gene Ontology annotation, molecular function: magnesium ion transmembrane transporter activity.
AUGCUUUAUGGUUAUGGGUCCAGCGCUAUUAAAUGUACCAUUUUUGAUUCAUUCGGUAACAUGGGUAUCCCCUCUAAAGAAGUGAAAAGGGAAGAGCUUGUUUCUAUACAAGGAUUGUUGCCUCGAGAUUUAAGGAAGAUCGAAAAAUCUAAAGGCAAUGAUUUAGUUCCAAGUCUAGUAACGCGAAGGAAAAGUAUAUUAAUUAGUUUGCUAACUGUCAAAGCAUUGAUUAAACCAGAUAUGGUCAUACUUUUUGAUUCGAUUGGGAAUGGUAUUACUUUAAAUUCUAGAGCAAAUAAUUCUUUUAUUAGAGAUAUGCAAUUAAGAUUGAAAAAUCAAACUGAUUCAUCUGGUUUGAAACAAGAUCCUUUACCUUAUGAAUUUAGAGCUUUAGAAGCUAUUUUCAUUUCUGCGUUAUCUAAUUUGACUAGUGAGAUGAAAGUCUUAUUGACAGUGAGUCAAGGGAUUUUACAAGAUUUGGAAAAUAAUAUAACUAGAGAUAGAUUAAGGUUUUUAUUAGUUCAAAACAAGAAACUUAGUAUAUUUUGCAAAAAAGCCACGCUAGUUAGAGAAAUGAUUGAUGAUUUAUUAGAACAAGAUGAUAUAUUAUGUUCAAUGUACUUGACAGAUAAUAAUUUUGGGAAGGCAAGAACAGAAGAUGAUCAUACGGAAAUUGAGAUGCUUUUAGAAACGUAUCAUAAUCAUAUAGAUGAAAUUGUUCAAAAAAGUGAGAAUGCAAUUUCAAAUGUGAAAACAACUGAAGAAAUUAUAAAUAUCAUUCUGGAUUCCAAUAGAAAUCAAUUGAUGCUCUUGGGCUUAAGGUUUAGUUUAUCCAUGUUAUCAAUGGGUAUUGUAUUAUAUGUUGGCUCAAUAUAUGGAAUGAAUUUGAAUAAUUUCAUCGAAGAAAGUUCAUAUGGGUUUGCUUCUACAGCUAUUCUGAGCACUCUUUGUAUGAUUUGGAUAUACGCAAGAGGUAUUAAACGUCUUCAUAGUUUACAAAAGAUGUCGUUAUUAGAUAAUACCAAAAUCAACAAAUCAUUACUUGCUAAGCUCAAAUAA